Molecule: messenger RNA, 867 nt
Organism: Penicillium canariense
Lineage: Eukaryota; Fungi; Ascomycota; Eurotiomycetes; Eurotiales; Aspergillaceae
Exons: 4
Coding region: 1-867 (288 amino acids)
Source: RefSeq, a predicted model, not a curated record
AUGAGACGACUGUGGACGCGGUUCCACACGGCAGGACGGACGUGUUGGGAGUAUAUUAGAAGUUUACUUAUCGUGGCAUAUAAUCUGAUUGGUGUUAUUGCGAUCUGCGGCGAAUGCGACAAAGUCUCUUUCCAGUACCGGGCGGAUAUAUAUCGUGCGGAGGAGGGAACAAUGCGACCGUGGCGCGAAGCGUGCCAGGGAUCAGAACAGCCGAACAGCCCUGUGAGACCCCGAUCGGGACGAAGAGGGGGGGGGAUCUUCCUACGGGAGGAGACGGUUACGAUUCAACUCGGCGGCGAUAGCGACGGCCCUCCCACCGCUCCGUGGGACCUAUAUCCUGUCCGAUCCGUGCCGUCACCCCUCACGUGGAAGGACCCCCCAAGCAGGGACAUUCCGACCAAGAUGAGAGGACAGAGCGCCAAGGUUGGAGGCGCUGGGCUGGGGAAAACCGGCAAGCCACCCCGCCAGCACGGACGCCUCCCAAGACCGUCUGCACCGCGAGUGGACGGAAUGGACGGGCGACGCCUGCCGGGCCCGAACUGGGCUUGGGGGUGGUGGGUUGCCACGCCGAGUUUGACACGACAAAAUCCCAUCACUGGCCCAGUAGGGCCAGUGCCCUGCCGUGCCCUAUACAGUCCUGGUUGGAGACCCGUUGCCACCCGCGACCAAAGACCAAACGAGAAGACCCGUAGCCUCACUGGUGACUCGGUCGAGUGGUCGCGAUAUUACCACUCACGGCCCGAGCAGCCUGGAGGCCGCUCAUCCCCCAGUGGGGACUCCAGGACUCCGUGGGGGCUCUGCGGCGCUUUGCCCACUGUUCGCGACUCCGUCCUUUCCGUCAGUUCACCGGCGCCGAAUGUGCCCUAG